AUGAGAUAAUUUUUGGAAAAUGAGGUAAAAAUAAGUCAAGCUGCUCUUUCAAUAUUCUUUAGAUCAGUAAUCCUUCUGCUAAUUUAGUUCCCCUUCAACUUGAGGUAAUUGUCCUACAAAUUAUGCUUUGAUUGAAUGAAAAUAAAGCAGUUGACAAUCUAAUAAAUAUUGAUAGAGGGCAGAGAGAUAAGAAUGUUUAUGAAAACAAAAAGUGUUUAAAAUAAUUGUAAAAAAAGAAUGUUAAGAGAGGAUUUUACACUUGAUAGCUUGUAUAUUAUUAAAUAUAUAAAUAUAUAUACUCAUAUAUUUAGUCUUGAUUUGUUAUUUAAUCGUCAAAUAAAUAGAAACUUAGAUAUCCACUUAUUAUCUUAGUAAAGUUAAUGCUUCAAAAUAGUAAUGUGCAUUUACGAUAGGCUAAAAUGCUUGUAGAUAUUCUGAUUGCUUUGAUAUAUCUUCUCCUACAUUAUAAAUUUGAUGUGAUUUAGGAGCUCCUAGGAAGACAUGUACAUAUAUUUAAGGAACAUUCUACAAUACAACGGAUGGGUGUGAUAAAGUUCCAGAUAAUAAAGCAUAUUUUGAUUUAUUAACAUCCAAUAGCAUUAAUUGUUCCUAUAUUGCAGGGGAAUUUUGUACUCCAAAUUAUCAUUGAUGAUGAUGUUACAAAUGUUAAUGAUAAAAAAGUUACAUGCAAUUCUUUAGUAAAUAAAACUGAUGGAAAAUGA
Molecule: messenger RNA, 722 nt
Organism: Paramecium sonneborni
Lineage: Eukaryota; Ciliophora; Oligohymenophorea; Peniculida; Parameciidae
Source: the annotation of a GenBank genome assembly